AUGUCAAGGCCCUCUGCUCCAGACAUCCACUUCUUCUGCUGUGAGCUCAUAAAUAUGACCGAUGAGAUUCCUGAAAUGCAAGCUUUCACCUCAGCACUUGCAGAAUUACACCUGAAAGGCAUUUCCCCAAAUGGCAAAUACGGAUUUUCUGUGCCUACUUACAAAGGCACGAUACCACAAUACACGGACUGGCACGAAACUUGGGAAGAAUCCUAUUAUCAUUCCAUGAAGUGGUUCAUGUACGCUGAGGAAAAGUCCCAAGGCGUCGAUAAGGAAAUGCAAGAACUUUGCCAGGGAAUUCUUGACAAAGUCAUUCCACGUCUGUUACGACCACUCGAGACUGAGGGUCGCCAGAUACAGCCUCGUCUUAUUCACGGUGAUCUCUGGGCUGGGAAUACGUCCUGGAAUAUUGAUACCAACACGCCGAUCAUUUACGAUUCAGCUGCUCUGUAUGCCCACAACGAACAAAUGGUGGCUUGGAGACCGAUACGACACUUGACUGGAAAACAGUACAUAAAGGCGUAUUUCCAUUAUUUCCCAGUAUCUGCCCCAGAGGAAGACCAAGAUGACCGCAAUAUGCUUUACUAUCUUCGAUGGGACCUCAAAAGCUCUGCCCUAUUUUCUGGCAAUUUGAGGUACCGAAAUAUGGCCAAGGAAACGAUGAAGACUCUGAUUGCGAAGUUCCCCGGCGGCUACGAAGACGCAAACGCAACCACACCACGAGUCUUCAUCGCUCGACAUGGCGAAACAGAAUGGACCAUCAACGGCCGAUCUACCGGCAAGGCUGAAAUACCUCCCACCGCAAACGGCAUUGCUCAAGUUCAAGGCACAGGUGAAGUCCUUGUAGGGGCUGGCAAACUCAUUGACCCUUCCAAACUAACACACGUCUUUACUUCACCUCGCAAACGUGCUGUUGAUACGUUAUCGAUGCUACUCGGACCUUCGCAUAAAGAACGGCUGGAACAGGAGAAGAAGAUCACUACCACAGAGGACAUCGCAGAGUGGGAUUAUGGAAAUUAUGAGGGUUUGAAACCAAAUGAGAUUAGAGAUAGCAGAGCUGAGAAAGGUCGCCCAUGGUCACAUCUUGCGCGCGUUUACGAAAAGAUGGCUUCGCUAUGCUAUGGACUUUCCGUUCCUGAUGAUGAUGGAGCCGGGUGCUGUUGGUAUCAUGAGAUGCACACCACAAUAUCAGGGAGCCUGCUAUUUUGGUUGGACUCUGAGACUGGUGAAGAGGCUAAUACAAUUGUUUAUGCUGUUGCUUCCCAUGAGAUUCUGUGA
Messenger RNA from Sclerotinia borealis F-4128, 1278 nucleotides. Lineage: Eukaryota; Fungi; Ascomycota; Leotiomycetes; Helotiales; Sclerotiniaceae. The record is from the annotation of a GenBank genome assembly.